AUGGAUGGAAGCAGCGGCAGCGAUGAGAGCACGAUGAGCGACUCCCCAUCUCUGUGCGGUGUGGGUAAGCUCCCGUCGUCCCGUUUCAAGGGAGUCGUCCCACAGUCCAACGGCCGGUGGGGCGCCCAGAUCAACGAGAAGCACCAGCGCGUGUGGCUCGGAACUUUCGACACCGAGGACGAGGCCGCCCGAGCCUAUGACACCGCCGUCAUCCGCUUCCGAGGCCGCAACGCCAUCACCAACUACCUUCUCACGGAGGUCGACCGCGCGGAGGAGACCUUCCUCGCCUCCCUCUCCAAGGACGAGCUCGUUGACAUGCUCCGCAAGCACACCUACGCAAACGAGCUCGAGCAGUGCCGCCGCCACGGAGCCUUCCAUCGGCCCCACACGGCCUCCUCCGGCCCCCACGAACACCUCUUCGAGAAGGUCAUGACUCCCAGCGACGUCAGCAAGCUCAACCGCCUCGUCAUCCCCAAGGAGCACGCCGAGAAGCACUUCUCCAUUCAAGAAGGCAACAGUUCAAAGGGGGUUCUGUUGAAUUUCGCGGAUGGCGACGGGAGGGUGUGGCGGUUCAGGUACUCGUACUGGAGCAGCAGCCAGAGCUACGUGUUCACCAGAGGCUGGAGCUGCUUCGUCAAGGAGAAGAAUAUUCGGGCCGGGGACGUUGUAGCUUUCCAGAGGUCGGAGGGUCAGCUCUACAUCGACUUUAAGCAUAAAAGCCGUGGUGGCUCACGAUGGAGAUCGAGAUCGGGAUCAGGAUCGGGAUCGGGAUCGGGAUCGGAUCACGUAAUGAGGCUGUUUGGAGUUGACAUAUUCCAGGUCAACCGAGAUGGGUCGGCGAGGAGGGAUAGUAAUUAUGAUGAUGACGACGACGAGGACGACGAUGAUGAUUAUAUGGUGGGUUUGGAGAUGGGGUUUUUGAGGUUGAGUCCUAGCAAGAGAAAAAGGUUUAUUGAUUCCUUGUGA
Messenger RNA from Striga hermonthica, 966 nucleotides. The record is from the annotation of a GenBank genome assembly. Lineage: Eukaryota; Viridiplantae; Streptophyta; Magnoliopsida; Lamiales; Orobanchaceae.